Cordyceps fumosorosea ARSEF 2679 is the source of this 1212-nucleotide messenger RNA. RefSeq lists its product as hypothetical. The record is from RefSeq and is a predicted model, not a curated record. Bases 1 to 1212 code for a protein of 403 amino acids. The transcript has a single exon. NCBI's taxonomy places the organism in Eukaryota, Fungi, Ascomycota, Sordariomycetes, Hypocreales, Cordycipitaceae.
AUGCACUUCAUCGCUUCCGUCGCCGCCGUGCUCGGCAUGGCCGCCUCCGCCCAGGCGCACAUGGCCAUGACCAACCCGGCGCCCCUGCGCUCGCCCAAGAACAAGUUCUCGACCAACGUCGACUACGACAUGACCACCCCGCUCGCCGCCGACGGCAGCAACUUCCCCUGCCGCGGCUCCAUCAACCUCGUCGGCACCGCCCAGGGUGCCGCCGUCGCCGAGUGGGCCGCCGGCAGCAAGCAGAGCCUCAGCAUCGACGGCGGCGCCUGGCACAACGGCGGCAGCUGCCAGGCCUCGCUCUCCUACGACAAGGGCAAGACCUGGACCGUGAUCCACUCCUGGCUCGGCAGCUGCCCCGUCGGCCCGGGCUCCUCCAGCUACGACUUCUCCGUCCCCGCCGACGCCGCCGCCGGCGAGGCCGUCUUCGCCUGGUCCUGGUUCAACAAGGUCGGCAACCGCGAGAUGUACAUGAACUGCGCCGUCGUCAACAUCAAGGCCGGCUCCGGUGGCGGUGGUGGCCCCGCGUUCAGCAGCCGCCCGGCCAUGUUCGUCGCCAACGUCAACAACGGCUGCGGCACCACCGAGGGUACCGACCUCCAGUUCCCCAACCCCGGCCCCGACGUGACCACCAAGGCCGGCAAGUUCGGUCCCCCUACCGGCUCCUGCCCCGGCUCCACCGGUGGCGGCAGCCAGCAGCCUCCCGCCCAGGCUCCCGCUCCUCCCGCCUCCUCUUCCGCCGCCGCCGCUCCUCCUGCCUCCUCUGCCGCCCCUGCUCCCGCCGCUCCCUCCGCUCCCUCCUCCGCCGCCCCUGCUCCCGCCGCUCCCUCCGCUCCCUCCUCCGCCUCUCCCGCGCCCGUGCCCGCUCCUAGCAGCAGCAAGUCCGUUCCCGGCGGCGUCUUCAUCCCCACCUCCUCCGCCACCGGCCCCGGCGCCGUCCCGACCACCAUCCAGACGAGCAUCCGUCCCACCCAGAGCUCUCCCGCCGCCGCUCCUCCCGCCGGCACCAGCAGCGCUCCCGCCGGCGCCCAGCCCACCGGAGGCGCGGGCGGCUUCCCCGCCUACUCAAAGUGCGACGAGCUCGGCGCCUGGAACUGCAUCGGCGGCAACCAGUUCCAGCGCUGCGGUGCCGGCAACAUGUGGUCGCCCGCCCAGGGCCUCGCCGCCGGCACCUCUUGCAAGCCCGGCGUCGCCAAGGACAUUGUCUUCGCUUAG